AGCUGUCAGAGCAGCUUGUUGCACGACCAGCUUUUUGGUAAACUAACUUGAGUUCGGCGUUAAAACCUAAACCAGUUGCCUGACGAGUCGCGCUUGGCGUGGACCGACGAGAAUGUUCGCUUCGGUUAAAGAGCAAGCCUUAAUUCCCCUGACCUAACGAGUCGUUUGCCGCAGUUUCCAUCGAGCUCUUUUGCCGUCUGCGUGAUUUGUGGUCAAGAAACAGCACCGCAGCGGCAGGUCAUGGUAACCAGAUCCCGGACUGAAGAAAGUGCCUUCUCUGACGACGUUCCUACUUGAAGCUGCUCGCCUCUCCCAUCCUACACUGUAAACAACGCUGGCUUGGCCUCCGAAAAUAUCUCAAUUCCUCAGACUUGCCAAAGCACAAGGAAACUACACGCUUUUUCCGUUCACGGACGCUAUUAGAUACCGUUCCAAGGAGAGCCGUUGCCUUCAGACAUUGCCAUCCACAGCAGUCGAGCUCAAGACCAUUUGGAGACCUGGAGCAUGUUCUUAUUGUUGCGGCGUUGUUGUGCACCUGGGACUAAAUGACUGAUGAACGAGACUGACAGCUUCACUGAUAGCCACCAUCUCCCAGCGCGACAGCCAGCAGGGGUCUGAAUGUGACGUCUCUAUUUAAAGGGCCUCGCCGACGAACCUCAAGACCAGUCACGAAACAGCACAGAAAUACGUUCGCAGACUUUUUUUUUUAAACCCGAAGCAACAAUCCCGCAAACCGACACCAUAGAGCCUGCAGGUUCUCAAACAGCUAUGGCUUUAAACAUCGCGUCGAUACGAGACACGAAGUGGCUGACGCUCGAGGUGUGCCGGCAGUUUCAGAGAGGGACGUGCUCGCGCAGCGACGAGGAAUGCAAAUUCGCUCACCCGCCCAAGAGCUGCCAGGUGGAGAACGGACGGGUGAUCGCUUGCUUCGACUCGCUGAAGGGGCGGUGUACGAGAGAAAACUGUAAGUAUCUUCACCCACCGGCGCAUCUGAAGACGCAGCUGGAAAUCAACGGACGCAACAACCUCAUCCAGCAGAAGACGGCAGCGGCGAUGCUGGCGCAGCAGAUGCAGUUCAUGAUCCCUGGCACCACCAUGCAACCAGUGCCUACAUUUCCCGUCAGCCAAAGUCUGGGCUCAAACCCUGGACUGAGUUACGCUCCGUAUCUGACUCCCAUGAGCCACGGCAUGGGCCUGGUCCCCACAGAGAUGCUCCCCAGCACCCCUGUCAUUGUCCCCGGGAGCCCUCCGGUCAGCGUGCCCAGCUCGUCCUCCACACAGAAGCUCCUGCGCACGGACAAACUCGAGGUGUGUCGCGAGUUUCAGCGAGGCAACUGCGCUCGCGGCGAGACCGACUGCCGCUUCGCCCAUCCCAGCGACAGCCCGAUGAUCGACACGAGCGACAACACGGUCACCGUCUGCAUGGACUACAUCAAGAGCCGCUGCUCGCGCGAGAAGUGCAAGUACUUCCACCCUCCGGCGCACCUGCAGGCCAAGAUCAAAGCCGCCCAGCACCAGGCCAACCAGACCGCCGUCGCAGCGCAGGCCGCCGCCGCAGCCAUGACUCAGUCGACUGCCAAAGCAAUGAAGCGACCCCUCGAGGCAUCUGUAGAUCUGGCGUUUCCACACGGAGUCCUGCAGCCCCUACCAAAGAGACCGGCGCUAGAAAAGAGUAACGGGGCCAGCACGCUCUUCAACCCCAGUGUCUUGCACUACCAACAGGCUUUGGCCAGCGCACAGCUCCAGCAGCCCACCGCUGCGUUCUUUCCCACAGGGUCAGUUCUGUGCAUGGCUCCUGCUAGCAGCAUUGUACCCAUGAUGUACAGUGCUACGCCUGCUACUGUCUCUGCAGCAACAACUCCUGCCACAAGUGUCCCCUACGCAACAACAGCACCAGCCAAUCAGAUCAUCUUGAAGUAAACCGCCGAAGAGGAACAACGGGGUGUCAGGAAGCUGCUUUGAGAAACCCAAAAAGAUCCCCGUGUAAAUACGUCCUGCCCUCCUCCCCUUUAGAGCUACAGCAACCUGCAUGCUAAAGAGUAACACACAGAACACAGGAACACACACCGUAUACCCGUCACGACUCGAGCGCUUUCUAACUUAAAAAACGAGACUAGAAAAUAUAUAUGAAUAUAUAUAAAUAUAUAUAUAAAUAUAUAUAUGUUAAUGUACAGCACGUUUCAUAGAGGCAUAAGUGAGAUUUCAUCCGAAACGAUCGGUCACCCGUCAGAUAAUGUGUAUUUUUCUCCCAUGGUUGUUUUAAAUAAAAUGCACAACGAGUGAGCGACCCCCACACACACACACACACACACACACACACACACACACACACGGUUUGCACUGUCGGAAAUAGUGCUUAAUAAUAAGUGCUUGAUUGUCUUGAACGGGAGGACGUCUCCUGCAGAGUAUGUCUUAAACGUCCCCAUGCACCCUCUAGAAAGGGGAAAGAGGGAUUUCGAUUCUUGUUUUAAUAGCGAAUGUCGCACGGCGGACACACAGAAGAUUGUCUACUGGUCAAAAAGCGCCUCCCUUCUUGGACUUCGGAAAGAUAUUAUUCCUAACUCUUCAUCCCCACUGGCCAAAGAAAGGUUUACAAGGACACCAAGCGCAUCCCGGAGUGCGAAUGUGGCAAACCGCGUGCCAUGCAACCACGUUUCCGUCUGCGUCCCUCUCUGCUAAAGGACUGUGUUUUACUCCUUCCUUUCUUUCUUUUUUUUUGUUUCGUGUUUGUUUUUAAAUGGACGCUGAAUGAUUUCGAUGCGUCUGUGGAAACACCGGCCAUCAGGGAGUCGACUCUGGCUUCUAUCCCGUGCCAAGGGCUUACAUUAAACUGGAGAGCUGCUGUAAAACAAACUCACACACGAGACGGACUUCUUCUCCAGAUUGUCCGGGGGCCCGUCCGCAGUCCCACUCACACGGUGCCCGGCGAGCGGAGAGAGAAAAAAAACGAGGACGACGAGGGGGAAACCGUUGCAGUAGACGAUCUUUGUGAAUGGGGGGCUCUCGCCGAGCUCUCGCCGAUAAUCCUGUUUUAUUUGAUAAACAGUAGAAGUGCCUGAAAAAAAAAAAAAAAAAACGACAAAAACAAAAAAAAAUCUAUUUUACACAGCAAGCAUCUUGAGAAGAUGACUUUAUGCGGGGGUCGGGGGGGUUCUCAAAACGUUCGAAAGCGAAGCUCCCGAAAUGAUUUUGGCCAGACGAGCGAGGGGGGAAAAAAACGGAAAAAAAAACGCAUUUCAUGCACAUCACGGUCUGUUUCAUUACACAAUAUCGAUGUCGCUCGAAUCGGAGCGUAGGAGGAAUGUUCGUUUCGUCGUACGAUGUUGGCUUUUAUGCUUUCUCGGAGUAGUUGACGUUGGAGAUGUAAGGAACUUAAGGAGCUCAAUGUCUGUAACGCGCGUGAUGUUUGGAGUUUGGUGAACGAAUGUCGUUGCGGUGUGUUCUUAACCAGUUAUGUUGUCGGCUGCCUGUUAAAGGGACGGCUCACCCAAAAAAUGAACAUUAGCACUGCAUCACUUGCUCGGCAGUGAAUGGGUGCCGUCGGAGCACCCAUCCACAGCGCUCCUGUCCGUCAGUCAACGUCUGGAGAAGAUAAAAGCAGCGGUUUGGUGUUGAAAACGUCUUAAUGAUGCUUCUGUUUUUUACGAACGCACAGCUUUUGCCGUCUAAAGGCGUCACCUGAUUGGCUGGAGCGCUGUGGGUGUUUUCGUCGGCUGCUCGGACUCUCAUUCUGACGGCACCCAUUCACUGCAGUGCUGCACGUCUCCAGAUCUGAUGAAGAAUCAAAGUCGGAUGGCCUUAGGUUGAGGAAAUGUGCCGCAAACGUCAUUUUUUCCCGGUGAACUGUUUCUUUAGCAAACGCGUCUGUCGUUUUCUUACUAUAACGAAUCAUCGUUUAGUUUUAAUUUGGAUGGUGUUUUACCUGGAAUAGCGCACACGGCCUUGUUUUUCUCCCCGACGUGUGAUGGGUGAAGCGUGUGUAUCUGCAUGCCUGCGCGAGUGUGUUAGCGAUCCAAUCAGAACCAUCAUGUAUUUUCAUGGUGCUCGAUUAACACAGACAAUCCACAAAGAGACGUUUGGUUUCGCAGGAAUACGGCACUGGUCCUAGCAUUUUCAUUUUUAAAUUCAUGUCAAAAAAAAAAAUUUUUUUUUUUUUUCUUCUUUUUUUCCGCUGUUGUCGCAAAAGUUACAGUUUUAAUGUAAUUUUUGACGUGGAAAGUGAUUUAAAUAUAUUUUAUUGUCAUUCUGUUCACUCUUUAUUUUUCCGUUUUGUUAAAUACUAGAACACAGAACAAUGGUGUAACCUAUUUUAAAAAUGAAUGUAAUUUAUUAAGCCGGGCUUAGCUACACGCAGCGGUCCUCGGCCAAUCAGGAGCCGCUUCUAGAUCUCUCUCUCGUUCGGGACGCCGCGUCGUAGCGCAAGCGAGGCUAUAGAAUUGCUUGUGUUAUGUAAAAAUGUUUAUUGUAUAGGUAAUGUUUUACCAAAAAAAAAAAAAAAAAACUAAAAUGUAAAAAAAAAAAAAAAAAAAAAAAAGAACUCCGUAGUAUGAUAGCUAUUUCAUAAUAAUAUUAAUAAUAUUAAGUUGUUGCUGUGGCAACCUAAAAAGUUGCAAAUACUAAAUUUUGGUAUUUUUGUAAAUGAUGUAAUUGUUAAGUUGAUUUUAUUUUUAUUUUAUUUUUUUCGUUCUUUUCUUUUCUUUUUUUUCCUAGAGCACUGUAAAACGUUAGAUUGUAAAGCAGAUAUUGGAAACAUUUCCUAUUUUAUGUCGAGAUUAUAUUACCAGGAGAUUUUUUCGGUAGCAUUUAACGGCCUCUUUAUCGGUGUAACAUUUUAAGAUAGUAGUAAAUACUCACAGAUACAAUAGUGUGACGUAACUUAAGAAACGACUCUAGUGUUGGGUUUAACCCCGUGCCCCGUCCCCUUCCCCGUUUUAGAUUGAAAAAGGAUCUCAAGUACUUGUGAGGAUCGAUUUUUAUAUAUAUAUAUAUAUAUAUAUAUAUAUAUAUAUAUAUAUAUAUAUAUAUAUAUAUAUAUAUGAGACACACACACACAUAUUAUUUAUGAAAGCUGUCCUGGUUUGUUCAACAACUUAAACGAAUUAACGAUUGCACUUUGAUUUCUUGUAACCGUAGGAUGUUCAUUUCAGAAAACCGAUGCACAAUGAAUAUGGUAUGGCAACACGGAUCAACGACGGUUGUUUUAUUGCUUUAGUUAAACCAGAGAACUAAAUAUUCUGUAAGCAUCUUGCAUGGUAUUUUAUGUCAAAUUUAAGAAGUUAUUUUCAAUUUAACCUGAGAAAAUAAUAAUAAUAAAAAAGAAAAAAAAAAAAAAAAAAAAGGAAAUAUAUUGAAUGUUUCUAUCUACACUAUAAAAGAAAAAAAAACCUGCACAUGUGAUGAAGGUAACGGUUGUCCUUAAUUUGGGAUUUCUUACGCCCCGAAAGAAAUGUACAGAGUUUCGGGACAAAACAAUUGUUGACUGAUGGUGAAAAAGCACUUUGGAAUCAGUUGAUAUACUGAGCAGACACAGCGUAUCCAAACACUUUGCCUUACCUUUAGUCCAUUGUUUAAGCUUUUGUGUUUCAGAGCUAUUAAUAUGUACUAGGGUGUCAACAGGUCUACUGAACUUACUUCUCACCUCCAUUUAUAUACCAAUAUAUACUAUACCUAUAACUAAUGUAAGAGUUUUUUAUGAUUAUUAUUAUUAUUUCCAAGCAUUGUCACUGAGAGGCCCAAAGGUUUGACGGUGUUGAUGCUUUUCAAUGCCCUUUCCUGUUUGCGAUGAGAUGCCGCUCUCAAGGGAUUGUGGGUAUUUACGCUGUGCUGCUUGACUACCAUCUGUAAUGCAGUAUGCCCAUCCACACACACACACACACACACACACAUCCACAGAGAUAA
Molecule: messenger RNA, 5898 nt
Organism: Puntigrus tetrazona (Sumatra barb)
Lineage: Eukaryota; Metazoa; Chordata; Actinopteri; Cypriniformes; Cyprinidae
Gene: mbnl2
Product: muscleblind-like splicing regulator 2
Exons: 10
Coding region: 769-1920 (383 amino acids)
Molecular function (GO): metal ion binding
Source: RefSeq, a predicted model, not a curated record